AACCCAGAACAAUAUGUGGACUAAGAAAUAUUUGGAAAUUCAUUUUAUCCUUUUGCGCCGUUCUUAUAAUGUUUCAAGUUUUUAAAAAUUGUAAAAGUAAUUUUGGAGUAAGUGAUUUUUGUGAAAAAUACAACAAAAAUGUAUUCAGAGAACCCUAUUUCCCUCUUGUUAAAGAAUUCAGUGUAAAAAAGUCUAAAAAGUUUGUCAAUGAAAAUGCUAGAAAAGUUGGUUUUGAAUUGAAAUUCUAUCCUAACAUUACUUUGAAGAAUUCGGAGAGAAAAGUAAUUUUCUUGGCGACAACUUAUUUCAACGAGUGGAAUCCGUGGCAUUAUUAUUUUCUUCAUUUUGGCAAUAAAACAUUCCAACGAUACAAGUGCCCCGUUUAUAAUUGCUACGUUACUAAAAACAAGUCAGACCUUGAAUCUGCAGCAGCUGUACUUUUCCACGUUCGUGAUUUGGAAAUUUUCAGCAUAUCGAAUCUUCGUAAACCAAACCAAAUUUGGAUUUUAUAUUCGAUGGAGCCGCCAUGGCUGGAAAUUAAGGAUUUGAGAAGAUUCGAAGGAGUUUUCAACUGGACAAUGAGCUAUCGUAGAGGUUCUGACUUUUUAUUAUCUUAUGGAUUUAUUGGUAAAAGGCUAAGUCCAGUUUCGAAGAGAAUGGUACCGAUGGCGUCCAAGCAAAAUAAAGCUGUUUGGUUCGCUAGCAACUGCCGAACUGAUAGCAACAGGGAAGAAUAUAUCAGGAGACUUCAAAUGGUAUAUCCAGUAGAUGUUAUUGGAGGAUGCGGCUCGGACGCUUGUCGUCCUGCUGAAACAAAAAGAUGUUACGCCGCAAUAGCGUCUCAAUAUAAAUUUUAUUUGUCAUUUGAAAAUGCAAUUUGUCGUGAUUAUGUAACUGAAAAAGUAUUCAAUCCUCUCGAAUAUUAUAUUGUUCCAGUUACUUUUGGUGGGGCAGAUUAUUCUAAAAUAAUUCCAAAGCAUUCCUAUGUAAAUGCUAUGCAAUUCGAAAGUCCUGAAGACUUAGGUGUUCAUCUAUGGAAUAUUUCUAAAAAUGACACUGAAUAUUUGUCGUAUUUUGCGUGGAAGAAACAUUAUAGAUCUUAUCUCCAACCCUGGAUGUGUGAUUUAUGUGCAAGGUUACACGAGAAACCGCUACCACAAGUGAAAUAUAAUUUGGACGAUUGGUGGCAUGAAGGGUAUUCUUGUUUGCGAUGGUCGAAUAAUGGCUUUGUGCCAAUCAAGCAUCACGCCUUCCCCGUUUAUCAUACAAAAAACUUCGCAUAAAUAUAAUCUCAAAUCGAAAAUUAGAGAAUAAUAAAAGUUCAGUUGUAUAUUGAAUUGAGUUCUUAAAAACAAUUGCAUAGCCGAAUGGAUGAAGAUUCUAAGUUACAUUUUUGUGAAUUUAAGUGACUUACCUUUAAAGUUUAAACACAAAGAAUCGGAAACAACGGUAACAUUUUACCUUAUUUCGUCUACGCAAGUUUCCAUUAGGCGAAAUUCCCAGGAUUCAUAUAAAUUGUUCGGGCCCUACCGUUUACAUUCCUGGAGUUAAAUUUGUUGCCAAAGGGCAAGUUUUCUGAAGAUACUCUUCGACUAUUUGUUGUUAAGUGCACCUGAAACCUUCU
Molecule: messenger RNA, 1624 nt
Organism: Parasteatoda tepidariorum (common house spider)
Lineage: Eukaryota; Metazoa; Arthropoda; Arachnida; Araneae; Theridiidae
Product: lewis-type alpha-(1,3)-fucosyltransferase
Cellular component (GO): membrane
Molecular function (GO): fucosyltransferase activity
Source: RefSeq, a predicted model, not a curated record